Myxocyprinus asiaticus (Chinese sucker) is the source of this 1945-nucleotide messenger RNA. Its product is annotated as BICD family-like cargo adapter 2. The transcript has 10 exons. The coding region runs from base 412 to 1749 and encodes 445 amino acids. The record is from RefSeq and is a predicted model, not a curated record. Gene Ontology annotation, biological process: vesicle transport along microtubule; Golgi to secretory granule transport. Lineage: Eukaryota; Metazoa; Chordata; Actinopteri; Cypriniformes; Catostomidae.
UGUCACUUUCCAUGUCAAGCUUGGAACAGGAACUUCUCAGGAAGAUUUACAACCAAGGUCCAAGAUAAAGCAUAAAGCCAGUUGACGAUUCCACCCUUGGAAGAAGUUUCAACAUUUAUAUACUUCAAGUUCCACCCUAUAUGUGACACACACUUUGGGUUGAACAGUUUUAACAAAGCCAACUGAAGGAGAACGUAGAAAGAGCGUUUCAGGUUCUGUAUAACCACAUUUGUUUUCCUGUUAUCCAUAAGGAGAAUCCAGACUAAAGGCCUAAAAUCGUAUUUCAAGACUUGCUUUUCCUGCUAAAAGUAAUCGGAGAUGCAGUUAAGCAGCUUUUGACAGUGACACAACCUGUAACUAUCAGGAAGGUCACUGGGACUGCAUCUCAGCUGGGAACACCAAGGGAAACCAAUGUUGUCAUCCAAGAAAGAGAACUUACCCUCUCCCGUACUGGAGGAUUCUUUCUUUCCCUUCUCUUCGUCAAACUCUUCCAGUCACCGGAUCAUGGCUCCUUCAGUAGGAGCAGAUGAUCUUCUGGCUUCACCUCAGGAUGACAGCAGCCCAACACUGCUGGAAAAAGACCUGAUUCUGGCUGCAGAGGUAGGCCAAGCUUUGCUGGAGAAGAACGAGGAGCUGGCUGGCCAGCUGGAGCAGAUGGAGAGGGAAAUUGAGGCUGCGCAGCAGGAGAAGCACAUGUUGCAGAGACGUCUGGAGGUGCGGGACCUCGAGGCCAGUCAGCGGGAAGCAGAAUUACAGGCUGACAUUACAGCGUUGCGUGAGCAGCUGGAACAGAAGCACGUUCAGAGUCGAGACCGGCGUCGUGAGGAGAACGAACAACUCGUUCAGCUGUCCAAUCACAACCAGAAACUUGUGGAACAGCUGGCAGAGGCAGUUUCUGUAGAGCAUACUUUGCGCACUGAACUUCGUGCUCUGAGGGAAGAAAUGGAGGAUACGAGUUUCAGUAAAUCCAUAAGCUCUGCUAGACUGGACAGUCUGCAAGCAGAGAACAGGGUUAUGAAGGAGCGCUGUGCCCAUAUGGAUGAACGACUCAAGUCAGCUCAGGACGAAAAUGACCGCCUUAGAUCUGAGAGGGAGGGACUGAGAGAGAGGGUGUUGGAGUUGCAGACCAGCAUGAAAGAAAAAGAAAAUGAGCUGGAGCAGGAGCACAGCAUAGUGUUUCAGCUGCGCACAGCCAACCGGACCCUGCAGCAAAGGGUUGAAGCCCUUGGAGAAGAGACCAGCCCGGGCGAGGCUACCUGCUUCCCUAUGUCACUACAGAGUGAGAUCCAGCAAUCUCAGGCCAAAGAAACCAUUUUGGCCCAUUCAGCUAUUCUGCAAGAAAAAGAGGAGGAGAUUCAAAGGUUACAACAAGAGCUACAGUCCAGUGAAACAGAAUUAGAAGGGUUGAGGGAGGAGUUGAAGCCAUUUCGUAACUGUCCCGGUAAACCUACCUACAGUGCCUUGGAGGAGGAGAUUAUUUUAGCCCGGCAAGAACGAGACACCCUUAAUCAGCAGCUUUUGAACACCAUCAGACACAAGGUUGCACUAUCUCAGGAAGUCGAGUCUUGGCAGGAGGACAUGCGUCUUGUGAUAUGUCAACAAGUUCAACUCCAACAACAAGACAGGGAAAAGGAAAAGGACAAGGAACGGGCAGGUUUUCAAAGAGGCUCUCGCACCUCCAAAUCACUGCGUGUACGUGGGGAAGAUGGAAGGAAAGGGUUUUUCUCUUCGCUAUUUGGGGGAGACUGACAAUAGACUGAAAACAGUACAAUAGAGAUAGACAGUGGUGAAAAGGAAUCGUUCACCCAAAAAGGACAAAUCUGUCAUUAUUCACUCACCCUCAUGUUGUUCCAAGCCCAUAUGACUUGUUCCAAAUCAAUGAAAUUUACUCCAUUUUGGCAUUAUUGUACAUGUAUGUUUCUCAUUAUUUAUUUUCAAGAAAAUG